Molecule: messenger RNA, 414 nt
Organism: Emiliania huxleyi CCMP1516
Lineage: Eukaryota; Haptophyta; Isochrysidales; Noelaerhabdaceae
Exons: 3
Coding region: 1-414 (137 amino acids)
Source: RefSeq, a predicted model, not a curated record
AUGCACAGGACGGCUGGACCAUUGGCCCGCGUGCCAGGCGUCCGGGACGGCCGGGUAUCGGCUCCGUACUUUGAGCCCUCUUGGGCCACCCUCGCGUCCACCGGCCGGCAGAGCACCGCUUGGGCGACUCAGACGGCCCGCCCGACCAGCGCGUUCGAUCGGGCGCAAGGCGGCACGGCACGUUCAGCGCUUGCCUCGGCCCACCUCGCCUUCACGCCCGCCACCGCGACCAAGGAGGUGGCCUCGGCGGCCCAGAUGAAGCCCGAACCCGUCGCGCCCGUCGCUCACGAGCUGGUGGCUCGCAUCGACCGAGCCGUCCAGCUUUCUCACGCCCUGCCCACGAUCAAAUUCGAGACGACCAACAUCCGACCACAAAAAGGCCCGCGCGUGCUGCGCGGGCCGGCGAGCGACUAG